CAAUAAAGUUGUUUGGGUCCUUUACCACUUUUAUAUCUUUCCCUUUUACGUCGCAGCAUAUAACCAGCAUAGUUAGCAUAUUAUUGUCAUUCUCAUUGUCAUUCUCAUAAUCAUAUCAUAAUCAUAUCAUAAUCAUAACCAUAAUCAUAACCAUAAUUAUAAUCAUAAUCAUAAUACGCUUUUUGUUAUCUAAUAUAUGAAAUAACUUCUCUUUGUUUCUUUAUUCGUAAUACCACUUUCAUCUGCCUACAUUUUCUUUAUUCCUGCUUCUAUUUGGUAGUCUUUUUGUGCUUUAUCCAUUUUUGUUAAUUUGCUAGUAACUAAACCAUCGUACUUUGACCUGCUCCAAUAUAGUCCUAUAAGUAUACUGUCUUAAUGCUGGGUGAUAAUACAAAAGAUUCCCAGUCAGAGACCCCAUUGACUGCUCCCACUUCAGAUGCCAUUCCAUCUCCUAAAAACGUCAAUGGUUCUAAUUUAGAAAAGCCAGACAAGUUAAAGAAAAAAGAACUAUUAGAAAAAUUAGAGAAACCAGAGAAAUCAGAAAAAUUAGACAAAUUAAACAAAUCAGAAACACCAGAAACACCAGAAACACCAGAAAAUAACUCUGCUAAAAAGCCUCUCUCUCCCAACAAACCACAGCUUAAAUCAACCACCACGAACACUACUAAUGGAACCAGUGGCAUUAAUGGCAACUCCAAAUCAAAUGGUGUUUCCAAACCAAACCUCAAUCGAAAACCUUCCCCUAUAAACUCAAAACCAACCCCAACACCUAGAAGACUUUCCACAACAUCCCUAAAAAUGUCUCCCACAAGAUCUUUUCGUAGAGACAUAACUCCUCCCAAUAUCACUACAACCUCGAGACGAAAUUCCAUUACUCCUCCCAAAUCUACUACGAUUUCGAGAAGAAAUUCCAUAACUCCUCCUAAGAUCACUACAACCUCGAGAAGAAAUUCCAUUACACCACCCACAUCUCAACCCAAUUCAAAAUCUCCAACUACAAAGACUAGUCCUGCUUCUACAAAUAAUAAUUCUCGUGUAUCUCCUCCUCCCGUACAAAGAAGAGGUUCAAAAAGCUCAACAAAACCCACCCAGCAACCCAUUUCAAGGAGAAACUCAAGAGUAACUCCUCCUCCAAGACUCUCCAGAGUUCCUUCCUCUUCUUCCAGAGUUAUUCCUUCUCCAAGAAGACAAUCUCCUCCCUCACCUCCUAAAAAUCAUAGAGUUUCGCCCCCUCUUAAAAUAUCAAGACCUACUACUCCAUCCGUAACCUCUAUAAGAUCAUCUAGCAAACUCGUCUCUAAAUCUUCCCCAGUUUCAAACUCUAAAACACAACAAAUAAAAACGGUUUCAAAGCCAAUACCAAAAUUGUCAAAACCAACUACAACACCUCAAACAAAACCAGUUUCGAAACCAAUCUCAAAACCAAUCUCAAAACUUCCAACAAAACCAGUCCCAAAACCACCAAUAAAAUCACAAUCAACCGCUAAAUCAAAUCCAAACUCAAAAAUUCAGUCUAAAUCAAGUCCCAAGAAAAAUGAAAUCACAGGUUUUGAUAGAUUGAACCAUGUCCAAAAUUCCAUCUCUAAUCCAUUCGAUGAGGAUGAUGAAGCUACAAAUCAAUUAGAUAACACUUUAUUGCCCAAUAAAAUCAUCAAAAAUCAACCAAUUGCUCAUUCUGCAAACAUUCCUAGAAUAAAAAACACUUAUACUAAAAAUAAUACUACUGCUAAUAAUAAUAAAAAUAAUACCAAAAAUAAUACCAAAAAUAAUAUUAAUAGAAAAUUCGAUAGCUAUGCUCAUGAAGAAGAGACUAUUGGUCUUUUAUCAAACGCUGUCGAGGAUUCCUCAAGAGGAAGAGGAAGAUCACUAAUGGUUCAUCAUACUCCCCAAAGAUCUCGUUCUAUUAUGUCUCUAGAAAUUAUUGGAAGAUGGACAAGAGAAAUAUCUGCAAAAUUCCCCAGAUGGUACGUUUCUCCAAAAAAUAUCGAAGGCACUCCUAAUGAAAUUCAAUAUUCUGUAUUCAAACCUUCUCCUUAUAUCAAACCUAUAAAGCAUUUGCCCCCUGAGGGUUUUGAAAAUAAUGGCCCAAUUAAAAAAAUUGAUUUUACCCAAAUUGUUGAAAACUCAAUUGAAGCAAUUGAAAAAUUGGGCUAUGAACCAAAAAGAAUUUCUGCUGGUUCUUCUGGUAGUUACUUUAUUUACAAUACUGACCACAAAAUUGUUGGAGUCUUCAAACCAAAAGAUGAAGAACCUUAUGGUCCUUUGUCUCCAAAAUGGACAAAAUGGAUCCAUAGAAAUUUAUUUCCUUGUUUCUUCGGUAGAAGUUGUCUUAUUCCAAACUUGGGUUAUAUUUGUGAAGCAUCUGCCUCCCUAUUAGAUCGACAAUUACAAUCAUUUAUUGUUCCUUAUACUGAUACCGUUUUUAUGUCCUCUGAUUGUUUUUACUACCCUUAUUUCACAAAGAGAAAACAUUUAAAGAAUAACAACGCAUUGCCCAAAAAAGUAGGUUCUUUUCAAUUGUUUUUAAAUGGUUACUUGGAAGCUGAUCAGUUUUUCAAAAAAUAUCCACUUCCUGGCACUGAAAGAGGUGGCUGGGGCAUAUUACCUUUUGCUCCAUCUGUAACAGAAGUUUCACCGGUCACCGCUGCUAGUACAACUGCAAAUUCUCUUGAAAUUCUGGAUUCAAAUGCUUCUGUUAUUGAUGAAUCUCAUGAUGAUCAAUUAAUUUCAAAUUUAACCGAUAAUUUUACACUUUAUUCAGAUGAUCUGGAUCAAGAUCCUGAAUUUCAAUGGUCACCAGAAGUUCUUCAACAAUUUGUUGAAGAAUUGGAAAAACUAGUAAUCUUAGAUUAUAUUAUGAGAAAUACAGACAGAGGUUUGGAUAACUGGAUGAUUAAAGCCGAAUGGGAAACUGUUAUAGAUAAUUCACCUAUUGACACAACCAGUGAGGUAAAUGAAGAAAAUAUUGUUAGAUAUAAGAAAGUUCCGAGACUUAGAAUCGGUGCUAUUGAUUCUGGUCUAGCUUUUCCAUGGAAACACCCUGAUGAAUGGAGAUCCUAUCCCUUUGGUUGGUUAUUUCUUCCAAUUUCCAUAAUUGGUAGACCAUUUUCUGAAAGAUCUCGUCAACAUUAUUUAAGAUUAUUAACUUCCACAGCAUGGUGGGAAGAAACUGCUCUUCUAUUUAGACAAAUGUUUGCUAGAGAUUCGGAUUUCAAAGAAAGAAUGUGGAAAAAACAAUGGGCAGUCAUCAAAGGCCAGGCAUUUAAUGUUGUUGAAACUUUAAAAUGCCCUGAACAAGGUCCAUUAGAAUUGGCAAGGAGGACUAGAGUCAUGAUUUGGGAUGAUGAAAUGGAUGUUCCAGUUCAUGUUCCAAUUAAUAUUGUCUCAGGAAAUAGUGAAUAUGGUUCAACAGAUGCAUCUGCAGAUUCAAACAAUCCCGCUAUAAAUUCUCUUAAAGAUAAUAUUAGAUAUCAAAACUCACCGGUUCAUCAAGCAAUGAUGCAAAAAAGUUCAGAUAUUGAAACAAUCCCUGAAGGUGAUGCUGCUUCUAUUGUUGAUAUCUCAAAUAAAUCUAAACCUAUUAAGGAAAAUCCAUUUGAUGAUAAAAAUGCUCUUAAAAGCUCAGUAAAGAAGGAGACCUCCAAACCCGCUGUUCAAAAUAAUAAACAAAACAUAAAAACAAAAUCCAGUGAUAAUACUAAACUUUUGUCGAAAAAUAGACAGACUAGAUCUAAACCUGUUCAAAACAGAUAUCCUAAUACAACAAAUAAUAGAAUAACUAGAAAAUCAAGAACUGGUCCAUACACAUUGAAUAAGAAAAAACAACCAAAUAAGAAAAAUAUUAAGGAAAAUCAAAAAAUCAAUGAAAACGAAAUUGGUUUAUCAUUUGCUCAGGAUAAUCCAGCAACAAAAAGAGUUAUUAUUGAAAGAUUAGAAACAGUUACAUCAAAACCUCCAGUUUUUACAUGGUGUUAGUCAAGAAUUGAG
Ascoidea rubescens DSM 1968 is the source of this 3987-nucleotide messenger RNA. It is a transcript of the gene LSB6, whose product is annotated as 1-phosphatidylinositol 4-kinase LSB6. Gene Ontology annotation, biological process: endosome organization; phosphatidylinositol phosphate biosynthetic process; Golgi organization. Gene Ontology annotation, molecular function: 1-phosphatidylinositol 4-kinase activity. The coding region runs from base 376 to 3975 and encodes 1199 amino acids. Gene Ontology annotation, cellular component: lysosomal membrane; trans-Golgi network; fungal-type vacuole membrane. The record is from RefSeq and is a predicted model, not a curated record. The transcript has a single exon. Lineage: Eukaryota; Fungi; Ascomycota; Saccharomycetes; Ascoideales; Ascoideaceae.